AGCACAUGUGAUCAAACCUGUAUUAGAAAAAUUGGACAGAUUAAUUUUUGCAUCAAGUAAAAAUGGUUUUCAUGUGUCAUGGGUUCUCAUAAUCUUUCACAGAAUAUUUAGUCAUGACAACAAGAACAUAAGGCAGUCGGGUCUUAUGAAGUUCUUAAACCUGAAAUUUCCAGAGGAAGUUCUAAUGAAUGGUUUUCUGUCCUUUGUUACAUGCCAUCUUAUAUCAAUAUUAAGUGAUUAUAUGUAUUAUGCAAGAGAUCCUGGACAGCCACCUAAAACGAGUUCUGCUGUUGGUGAUCAGCUAAUCUUGUUCUUUAGAAACAUUAUAAGCUCGUUGAGUGUUUCUAAUCAAAGGCAGUUCUUAUGCUCAUUACUUGAAUCAAUUUUUGAUGGUAGGCCAUGGGGUGGAAUUCCCCUGUUUUACCUACUUAGGAGUAUUUCUCAUAUUCCAUGCACAAGAGUUUGGAAUUAUAAAGUUGUAAAAAAUGCCACUGUUAAUUUUGAAGGAUGCCUAAGCACUCAGGAUGUAACUUUAAGGUCUGCUAGUCAGUGUGACCUCCUGAAUGCAGUCUUCAAACACCUGAGUGUUGAGACUAGUUUAAUUGAGAUUUGUGACAUAGUUGGCCAUUUCAGAAGGAAAGAGUCAUGGUGUCGUGGUACUGGAACAUGGGAAAUGAUUAUUGAUGGCCUUGAUAUUUUUAAUGAGAAUUAUGACAAUUCAUCAGUACACAAAGCACUAGCUGAAACCAUGUCAUCACUGGAUUGUAAAGAUAUUGUUCACCCAUCAGACAUGGCUUUGGGCAUUAACUUGCUUAUGGAGAAGAAUUGCAGGAGAAAUGAAAAUAAUAUAAGAGACUUUUAUACAGAAUCUCUGCUUAAACCUAUAACUAACUUCUUGAGAGACUGUCACAUGCGUCCAUAUCUAGACCAGACGAAACUUGCAUGGACUUUGCAGGUUGUAGCAGUGACUUUGCAAAUAAGAUAUGAAGUUCCUUCAAAUAAUCAAGGAACAGAGUUGAAACAUGAUAGUGAUCUCUCAUGUCUGGUGAAUGGAAUCAUUUCUGUAGCACAGCUGUUUAUUACCCAUAUGGAUAUGUUGAACCAGCCACACGAUCUGGACACAUUAACUCAUUAUUUGCAAUUGUUUGGAAUAUGCAAUAGUGCACCACCUCUCAGAUCAACCAUGAAAAAUUUGUAUGUUCAGAUACUUGAAAAAUGCAAAUCCCUGCUGGAAAAAACAGACCCAGUGAAAUUGUUAUUUGGAAUUUUGAUAUUAGAGCAUCUCCUGCUUUUCCAUUAUAAAGACUCAGGACACAGCAUAAGGGAGGAGUACCAUCAACUUUUUCUUCAAAAGAUUGUGCACAGCAUUCCAUCACUGACUCAAAGAAGAAGCAUAGAAGGCUACAAAUCCACAGAGUUCACCUCCAAUCUCCUUCUGGAGACCACUCGAAGUUGUUGGUCUUGCAUAGAUAUACUAAUCACAAAGAAAAAAAUGGGCAGUACAAACUCCCUCGCAGAAAUUGAGUCCACUGUGGAGGCCUUCUUACCAGAGGCAGUCAAUACCUUAGGGCGUCUGAAUGCAGUGCAUGUGUUUCAGGUGGCUGUUAGUUUAGCUCCUUCUGUUAUUAAGACAAAUAUGUGGCAAGAAUUGGUUGAACUCAUGUGGAGAUCGUCUUCAGAGUUCCGGAAAGGGUGCGACCUCUAUCGAUCCCUAAUCGGGUACCUGUCCGAUCUCCUCUUCCACAGGGAUGCCAUAGUCAAGCCUGAGUACCACAAGUUCAUUGUUCAGAUAUCUCAGAAAUUGUUGACAACUGGUGAGGCUGUCCAGGGCAUAGCUGCACACAUGGCAAGGAGUCUUAUUAUGCCGCUGUCAGAGAGGGCAGUAAGAGAUGGUCUGCCAUCGGGUACUCUGGAUGAACUUAUGCAGGAUGUCCUUGUUCCACUUCUUAUGUUCGGAUAUGUGUUCAGGAAGCAGUUUAAGGUGGUUCAAGAUACGGUUGAAUAUAUUCAGCAUUGUGGAACUACGUACAGCACCAAUAUUCUCUUAGAGAGUAACUGGGACGCUGACCAGAGAGCCAGAGCAAUUACUCUUCGUUUCUUGCUUAGCCUGAAUAAAGAAAAAUCAAGUGACAGAAGCAUUGCUGAAGCAACUGUGCAAGGUAUCAGGUAUCAGUAUGCUAAGUGCACAGUGGAUCGUCGAGAUUUUGGCAACUCUCAGUCCCACCGAUACAAGACGAGACUCCUGCAGGCUUUACUCUUGCUCUUGCCAUUACUAGAUGAGGAAGAGUGCCUGCUGAGCUUGUCCUGGUUAUGCAAAGGCUUGAUCAAGGACCACCAGCAGCCAAGUGUCCGUUACAUGCAAGAGUGGGGCAUUGCACUCAUCAUAAUUUUUCACCCCAGUUUCUACCCUCAUCUGCUGAAACACUUUUUGGAGGGUGCCAAGGAGCGAGUCGGAUGUGUUGGCUCUUUCCUGGCCUCCCUCACACAUGUGGCUUGUACCACAGAGGAGGAGGAAGUUCUAAGUCAGGCAAUCCAGUACACACUACCUUGGUGUAUGGCACAGCACUUCAAUACUAGGCUUUAUGCUCAAGUCUCUUUGAGGAAGAUAUGGCAUCACUGCCAAGCCAUAAAUGCAACAGCUGUACUGGAUAAGUAUGAUCCCAUGCAACAAUGCCUACAGUUUGUGGUGGAACAAGGCAGUGCAGCUCGUAACACCCUGAAUAUGCUGAAUGAUUUUUAUUUCAAAGUGUUCCAUCCUGUUCAACAUUACACACUGCAGACCAUUGUUUAUGACCUGCCAUGUCUGUCACUGCUGGCCAAUGAUGAAUGGCUGACAGUGGACUUUAUUAUGGGUGCCAUGGAUUCAUCCAUUCUUCCUGUGAGAAGCGAGAUUCCACUGCACAACAUGGAUAAGGUUCUGGCUGAGUCUUCCCCAGCACCUUGGGUGAUCAAAGCUGCUGGUGAGCCAUCAUUCCCAGAGGACAGUGAAGUAUCUGGCAGCCCUGUGCUUAAUGUACAGAGGAAGAUAACUCCUUGGAAAUCAAUGAUUUCUGAGCUAACUGCCCCUCUUGACUUGCCUAAUAUGGCUGAACCUCGGCAACAGCGCGGAGGCUUGAUUCUGGUUGCUUCACUGAUUGAUAAGCCACCUAACCUUGGUGGCUUGUGCCGGACCUGUGAAGUUUUUAGUGUGCGGGAAUAUGUAGUUCCUUCUCUUGCAGUGCUGGAAGACCAGACCUUCAACUCACUUUCCUUAACUGCUCAGCAGUGGGUGCCUGUCAAGGAGGUUAAACCAGAUAACCUUGCAGAAUACUUGAGAACCCUUCAGAAUGAAGGGUAUACAUUAGUUGCAGCAGAACAAACUGCCAACAGCAAGAAGCUCUCAGAAUACAGCUUCCCAGAAAGAACGGCAGUAAUUUUAGGAAAUGAAAGAGAAGGAAUUCCAUGUGAGCUCCUCCAGCUUCUUGAUGUCUGUGUAGAAAUCCCACAGUUUGGCAUUAUUCGGUCUCUCAAUGUCCACGUGUCUGGAGCCCUCUUCAUUUGGGAAUACACACGGCAGCAUCUUGCUAAACCUACCUCUGGUUAAACAUUUUUUUAUCAUUAAAUAAAUCAUUUCUGCAUGUCAUUGUAAACAUACUUUUCAGUCUUAGGUGAUGUGAAAGUUAAUCAUUGAGCCAUUUCUAUUUAUUUUCAUUUACCAUUUUUUUUUUUUUUUUUCAAAAGCAUACCAAUUGCAGUGUCAUCACAUACUAUACAAUAUUUUAAAAAUCUGCUAAUUUGGUUGCUUAUACAUGAAUGUAUUUCAAUUUUCAUGUUCUUUUUAUAAGCCAUUUUCAUCCUAUUCAAAUAUAAUUUUAUUUACUUUU
Molecule: messenger RNA, 3863 nt
Organism: Penaeus indicus
Lineage: Eukaryota; Metazoa; Arthropoda; Malacostraca; Decapoda; Penaeidae
Product: probable methyltransferase TARBP1
Exons: 13
Coding region: 146-3583 (1145 amino acids)
Biological process (GO): tRNA methylation
Molecular function (GO): RNA binding; tRNA (guanine) methyltransferase activity
Source: RefSeq, a predicted model, not a curated record